This is a messenger RNA of Drechmeria coniospora, 2175 nucleotides long. RefSeq names its product phenylalanine ammonia-lyase. Gene Ontology annotation, biological process: L-phenylalanine catabolic process. The record is from RefSeq and is a predicted model, not a curated record. Gene Ontology annotation, cellular component: cytoplasm. The transcript has a single exon. Bases 1 to 2175 code for a protein of 724 amino acids. Lineage: Eukaryota; Fungi; Ascomycota; Sordariomycetes; Hypocreales; Ophiocordycipitaceae. Gene Ontology annotation, molecular function: ammonia-lyase activity.
AUGACGGGCCCCAAGGCUUCCGCUCACAUGAGCGCGACGCUCCAGAUCUGGAGACGGCUCCGUGACCUCCGAAGCGGGAAAAGCACGAUUGUCCUCGACGGAAACAGCCUCGACGUUGCGUCCAUCGUCGCCGUCGCUCGUCACGGCAUCAAGCCGUCCAUCAGCUCGGACGAGUCCCUCGCGCGGCAGCUCGACCUCAGUGUCGAUGCCCUCGCCGCCUACCUCUCCCGCGAAUGGGUCGUCUACGGCGUCAACACGGGCUUCGGCGGCAGCGCCGACACGAGGACCAACGAGCUCGUCAACCUGCAGAUUCACCUUCUCCAGCACACGCAGAGCGCCAUCAUCACGGCGGCCGACAAGGAUCCGGCGAGCAACUCGGAGCGCGAGCCCUCGCACGUGAUGCCCCCCUCGUGGGUGCGCGGCGCCAUCGUCGCCCGUGCGAACCAGAACCUGAGGGGGCACAGUGCCGUCCGCAUCGCCGUCCUGCAGAGCCUCGUCGACCUGCUGCGUCACGACAUCACCCCCCUGGUGCCGCUGAGGGGCACCAUCUCGGCCUCGGGAGACCUCAUGCCCAUGUCGUACAUUGCCGGAGCCCUCACGGGUAACCCCGACGUCUUCGUCCAGGUCGGCGCCGGCAAGGAUGCCGAGGUGAUGGCCUCGCCCGAUGCCCUGCGCAGGAGCGGCCUCGCACCCUCGGGCCUGGGUCCCAAGGAGGCGCUCGGCCUCAUCAACGGCACGGCACCGUCCGUCGCCGUCGCCAGCCUCGUCCUGUACGACACGCAGAAGCUCGCCUUCCUGGCCCAGAUGCUCACGGCCUUCGCCGCCGAGUCGAUGGGCGGCAAUGUUGAGUGGGCCCAGCCCUUCAUCCAUGCCGCGCGGCCGCACUCGGGCCAGGUGGAAGCUGCCGGAAACAUUCGCCGCUUCCUCAAGGGAUCCGAGUUCGUCGUCGGUUUGAAGUCGAGGAAGCGCACGGGAGACGGCUUGUGGCAGGAUCGGUACUCGACCCGCACGGCGCCCCAGUGGAUCGGCCCCUAUCUCGAGGACCUUCUCCUCGCCCAGCGCCAGCUCGAGGUCGAGCUGAACUCGACGUCGGACAAUCCUCUCGUCGACGCCGCCGAGCGGGACGGCGUCCCCGGCGGCGAAGUCUACUCGGGAGGCAACUUCCAGGCCGUCGUCGUCACCUCGUCGAUGGACAAGGCUCGUCUUGCCCUCCAGAUGAUUGGCCGCAUGCUCUGGUCGCAGGUCAGCGAGAUGAUCAACCCAUCGACCAACAACGGGCUCGAGGCGAACCUCAACGCGAGCUCGCGCGAGAACUACACGAUGAAGGGCAUCGACGUCAACAUGUCGGCCUACAUGUCGGAGCUCGCCGCCCUCGCCCACCCCGUCUCGGCCCACGUCAUGUCGGCCGAGAUGCACAACCAAGGCAUCAACUCGCUCGCCCUCGUGUCGGCGAGGCGGACCAUGGAAGCCGCCGAUUUGGUGGCCCACAUGUGCGCCUGCCACGUCUACGUUUCCUCCCAAGCCGUCGAGAUGCGGGCGAACCACGUGCGGUUCCUGACGCUGCUCCGCGAGAAGGUGCUGAGGGACACGACGCCCAACGGUGCCCUGCACGGCCUCGGCCUGAAGGGUUCCGAGACGGAGAGGCUCGCGGCGAAGCUGGCGCCCGUCGUCGAGUCGACGUGGUAUCACUGGAACAGCAACACGUGGAAGGAACGCAUCUCGUACGUGACCGAGGCCGUCGUGGCGCCCGUCAUCGACUUCGUCGCCGCCGAGGAGUUGGAAUGUUCCAUGGCACAGCUCGCCGCCUUCAAGGCCCACUUCGAGAGCACCGUGUCCCGCGCGGCCGCCUCGAUGUUUUACCCCGGCUCCCCCGUCGGGCCCGAGGUCGUGGCCACGCAGCUCGGCGACGGCAGCGCCCAGCUCUACACGUGGCUGCGCUCGAAGCUCGGCGUGCCCCUGCACCGGGGCCUCGACGACGAUCCUCUGUACAACGCCACCAGCGGCCUGGCGGCCGAGGGCAAGAAGACGAUUGGCAGCUGGGUGAGCAUCGUGUACGAGAGCUUGGUCAAGGGUGGCAUGAUGGACAUGGUGCUGGACGGCGUCGAGUCUUCGAGGCGAGGACCGCGAACGGUCGACGAGUUUGCCAUGCUGUGCAGAGAGAUGGACAAGUAUUGA